Aegilops tauschii subsp. strangulata is the source of this 882-nucleotide messenger RNA. Lineage: Eukaryota; Viridiplantae; Streptophyta; Magnoliopsida; Poales; Poaceae. The record is from RefSeq and is a predicted model, not a curated record.
AUGUUCAUCAUACUUGUUGUUGGUGCUAACUUGCUUUGUUUUCAUGUAGUACAACAUUGCGCAAACUUGUUCAAAGAAGAGGAGAGGACAACCAAGAAGGGGAAGAUCAAGAAAGGAAGGGUCUUUACCUUGCCCCAUUGCUAUAACGUGUUGAAGGAUGAUGAGAAAUGGAAGAAGCGUGAAGAUUUGGAUGAUUUGCAUUUGAGCAACAAACGCAAGCGAACAAUUAAGUUGGAUGAUGAUGAUGAGGAGGAUGAUGCAUCAAGUGAUGACGGCAAGAGAAGCCCCACACCCAACUCGGUUUCAUACUCGAAGCCAAAGCGACCGGAUGGGUGCAAGAAAGACAAAACCAAAAAGAAGAAGAGGAAAGGAGAUGAUGAGCUCAAAAAUGCUAUGGAAGCUAUUGUGAAGGCAAAAAAAGAAGCCAACGAGGUGAGGAAAAUGGCAAGGAACCAAGAUGCCGCGGCCGAGGAGAGGAGGUUGGCGCCUGAGGAGAGGAGGGUGGCGGCCGAGCAGAGGAAGGUGGCUUUGGAGGAGAGGAAGGUGAGCAAUGAGGAGCGAACUAGAUUGUUGGAAUGGGAGAAGCACUUGUUCUUCUUGGACACAUCUAACCUCAAUGCGGUGCAAAAGGAGUAUGUCAAUCUUGCCCGUGAAGAAGUCUUGAUCCAAAAAAGAGCCAUGGUUCGUGCAAUGGGUGGCGGUGGCCUCGGCGCCAUGGGUGGCAUGGGUGGCUUCGGAGAUGCUGUUGAAGAUCUUGCCAACACCGUCGGAGUUUCACGUGAUGCGGUGCGCGAUGAAGAGAGGGAGGAAGAUUCAUCUUCGGAGGCGGAAGAAUCGUCUUCCGAAGAUGAGGACGAGGACGAAGAUGAGGACGAGGAAUGA